Molecule: messenger RNA, 1050 nt
Organism: Prorocentrum cordatum
Lineage: Eukaryota; Dinophyceae; Prorocentrales; Prorocentraceae
Source: the annotation of a GenBank genome assembly
CCCUCCUCGGCGCCGUCUUCGGCCACCUCGCCGCCAUGGGCCGCCCCCUGCUGGGCCGGGCCCCGGCCCGUAGGCCACGGAGGCGCCCGCGAGCAUCUCCCACAUGGCGUUGCCGUCGGUGCUGGUCUGGUACCUCUUCCAGAUGCAGGCGGCGGACGAGAGCCUGGUCCUGGAGCAGCGCCGAAGCCGCGCCGCCGAGGCGCCUUACAGUGUGGGCGUGGCGAUCGAGGACCCCCUCCCGACGCUGCUGAAGGAGCUGCUCGUAACGAACCCCGUGGUGCUCGUGGUGUUGGGCUGUUGCGCCGCGAUACCGAUUCUCCUCUCCAACGCGAUGGUGACCCUCAAGACCGAGCGGGGCAGGAUGGCGCAGACGCACCUGACACUCACCUACCUGCCGAUGGUCCUGUUCCAGCUGGGGUUUCUGUUCGUGCUCUCCACGGUGGACUUCCUGGACCUUCCAGCGUUCUACCUGACCGGCGGGGUCUACCUGGUGAGCGCGCCCUGCCUGCUGACAUGGUUCGCCUCCCCCGACGCCAAGAACAUGGAGGAUAUGACCCGCCGCGACGAGCAGGAGGCCCAGAAGGCCUACGAGGCCUUCACGAAGGAGACGAAGGACUCGGUGGCCGCGAAGAACACCGAGAUCGUCACCAAAUCCGAGGAGAAGGCCAAGGCCGAGGGUGCGCUCGUGGAGGCCAAGGAGGAGCGGGAGUCGGUCCUGCUGGAGUUGGAGCAGCUCUCCAACUACAACGCGGAACUGCACCAGUCCUGCGAUUUCACCACCAAGAAUUUCGAGCUGCGCCAGACUGCCCGCGCGGAGGAGAUCGAGGCCUUGCGGCAGGCCAAGGCCAUCCUCUCCGGCUCCGACUUCUCGGUGGAGGUCUGAUCCCCCGGGCCGCAGGCCGCCGGCCCGCCUCCUCCGUCUCUCCCCCCUCGGCGCCUUGUUCCCCUCCUCGGUCGCGUGCUCUGUGUGCUCCCCGGCAUCCCCUCUGCUGUACGCCCGCGUGCGCGCGCUGCCUGCGUCGGCGGCGCUGUGCACUCGUCUCCCAGGAA